GCAGCAGAGCAGUUGCAGCGCAGUCAAAGUGGGCAGACGGAACGACGCGGAUCAGGAAAACUAGUGGUGGUGAAAAUGUUCACGCAAUUUUUUAAUCAAGGAGAAAAUAAAUAAAUUCUAUAAAAAUAAUGUAGAAAAUAUCGCAAUAACCCAGAGGAUGAAUAAAGUGAAUGUUAGGCUGAAAUGUGAACAAUAGACAAGAUAUUAUCCCCUCCAUACAGUAAUAGAAGAAAUAAGGAAUUACAUAAAUCCACUAAAAUUUGUAAUUGCGUGUGAUUGGUGAACAGCGGCGGCUAAAAACAUCACCCCCCAGCAGACGACGUCCACUGUCUUCAACUUGUGCGUGCCAAAAAAUAAUAAAAAUAGAAAAUUAGUGCAACUUCGGUGAAAAAAAAAUGGAAUAAGCCACAAUACGCAAAAUACGCUUAAUUAUUCAAUAAAACCACAAUCACAAUCAUCAAUACAACUCUUCGCUAGUCGCCGUCAGUCGGUCGGUCACUGGAUCCAUCGAUCGGGCGAUCGUUGGUCAGUCACUGGUUUUCGUUCGUUAAGUCCUUCCUUUGGUCCGUUGCCAAAAAUAAAAACUCCACUGUAACGUGCUCGGAGUGAGCUACAUGGUUUUGUGUCUGCAGUGAAGGCGUUCGGUCGGUCCAGUCGGUUGGGUCCAGUCGGUCGGAAGUUUAUGCAGCUCUGAAUGUCUUUAUGCUUUAAUCAUGGUGAAAUUGACCACCGACACAAUACGCUACCACAUUAGAAUCUUUCUGAUUACAAAUCAUGACAGAAGGACAUGAAAGCGACUUCUUAGUUACAGUACGCGCACAGGUUAUGACCAGAGACGAAAGCACCGAGGGUUGGUUACCACUCGCCGGGGGUGGUUUAGCAAAUGUUUCAAUACGGAAACGUGCUAGACUAUCCCCUGGCGCCGCUGGACAUGAAUAUAUCAUCUAUGGCCAAAGAAUCUCUGAUCAAAGUGUAAUUUUAAGCUGUGUCAUAAAUCGUGAUCUGAAGUAUUACAAAGUGAUGCCCACAUUUCAUCACUGGCGUGCUGGUAAACAACGCAAUGGUCUCACUUUUCAAACGGCUGCCGAUGCGCGCGCCUUCGACAAAGGCGUUUUGCGCGCCUACAAUGAAUUAAUUGAUGGCCUGGCCAAAUCUAAUCCAUCAAUAAUAUGUCCGCCACUCACCAAAUACGACUCUGUUGGCGAAGACGACGUUUUUAUGACCUUAGAUCUACCCGUCGAAGCCGACUGCAUACAAAAGUCAUAUUCAAGUCCCGAAGGCAGCGAAAAAAGUCACAAAAGUAUUAGUGUCGAUCGUGGUGAACGCAUUAGUCAGAAGAGCGAAUUGGAUAGGUCCACAGAUGGUAAAGCCAUCAUUCACUACAUAUCGAAUGAGAAGUCAUGCAGCUUGCAAGCGCCACCACCGCCAGCAUUGCUAAGUGCAACAACUGUCGGUGGCAAUGGCAACAAUGGUGCAGGCAAUAAUAACAACUGCAACCUGGUAACUACCACCACAGUGAGCGCUGCCAUUAUAUCGCCGCCUAUCACCACCGUUUCGUCGAGUCAGUUUGAAGCGCCACCACCAUCGCUGCCAACAGCCAUUGCGACCAGUGAGAAUUACUCCUACGUGCAGCUGACAGCGGUCCACGACUACAAUUAUCCGGUUGUCGAUCAGCCGGCUGGCGCGCAGGUGCUUAACGCACGUCGCGAGUCGAUUAGCGCGCUAAAGAAACGCAACGCUUUGGAAGCUGCACAAGCACUGGCCGCUGCUCAGUCCUCACCUAUUGCCGCCGGUGUGAUACUUAAGGAUCCCGCCAGCAAUGUGGACAUGAUCAAGAAGAGCCAACGUGCGCGUUGUCGCUACUGUCACGAACUCUACAAUGAUGAGUGGAACGGGAAGGGUGCAUGUGAAUUUGCGCCCGAUCGCUUCCGUUCGGCAUUCGAGUGUAUUUCGGGAAUCGGUUGUGCGCGUUGUAUGAUUUAUCAUUGUAUGAGCGAUGCCGAGGGUGAAACUCCACAACAUCCCUGUGAGUGCGUCAAUGAAGCAGGUUGCACUAAGCGUUGGCUCGGCCUAACACUGCUAUCAUUGCUCGUACCCUGCCUUUGGUGUUAUCCGCCGCUGCGCGCCUGCCAUUGGCUGGGAGUAUCAUGCGGCGUGUGCGGCGGCCGACACAAACCACAAGUCUGACAUUUGGAGGGGCG
Rhagoletis pomonella (apple maggot) is the source of this 2201-nucleotide messenger RNA. RefSeq names its product sprouty-related, EVH1 domain-containing protein 1 (gene Spred). Gene Ontology annotation, biological process: negative regulation of MAPK cascade; multicellular organism development. Gene Ontology annotation, cellular component: membrane. Gene Ontology annotation, molecular function: protein kinase binding. The transcript is spliced from 9 exons. NCBI's taxonomy places the organism in Eukaryota, Metazoa, Arthropoda, Insecta, Diptera, Tephritidae. Bases 775 to 2187 code for a protein of 470 amino acids. The record is from RefSeq and is a predicted model, not a curated record.